UACUGUAAACAAAAACCACAGACAAUGAUAUUAUAACGAUCUCAUGUAUACACUAUUUACCAAAGUUUAAGUGUAACUUGUCUUUGUGCAGAAAAUUGUUGAGAUCCUCAUGGAUAAUACAAAUCACAAGCUACUCAAGAGGAUGAAGGGAAUUUUAUGUCAGAGAUAGGAUUAGCGAAUUACCUGACCCAAUUAUUCAUUACAUUUUCUCAUUCCUUCCAAACGCAAACCAUUGUAUCCACAAGUAUUUUAUCCAAAAGAUGGAGGCACAUUUGGACUACAAUGCCCAGCUUUGAUUUAGCGCUACUACAGGGUGAUCACCAGGAGGUAGAUACCAAGACAUUCCAAAACUUUAUAGAUCGAAUGUUGUUUCUUCGCCCACCUUUAUUAAAAAUGGUAAAAUUUGCACUGAGAUCUGAUCAAAUUUUUGAUUCAUCUAAAGUUCAUGAAUGGAUUUUAAAAAUAGGUAAGUGUAACAUUGAAGAACUCAACCUCAACCUAUACCUAGAUAAACCCCUUUACGUUCCGAAUUCUCUUUUUAAUUGUGAAUCACUUGUCGAGCUGAGAUUACAUCUACAUAUUAGUCUUCAUCUACCUAAGUGUAUCUCCUUGCCAAAGCUCAAGUUUCUCCAGCUAUCUGAUAUGUGUUUUCAAGCUACGGACUAUACUGUGUCUAGCUUUCCUUCACUAGAGGAUGUGGAGAUUAAUUGUUUCAAUAUCGGAAGUGAUUAUCUUGAAACAAAGGCUGCCCAAAUAGGCCAUGCUGGAAGAAAGCUUGUUGGAGGGUUUUCUAAUGUAAGGUCUCUGAUGAUCUCUGGGGAAACUCUUGAGGCUCUCUCUUUUGCAUAUGAUGAUCUUCCUACAUUUCAAAAUCUAAUCCAUAUGAGAGUGACUUCCGAGUUUAAAUCUUUUGCGGAUAAAGUACUACUCAAGUUCUUCCAAAGUGCGCCUAAUUUGGAGACUCUUGUUUUUGACAAGGAGUUAGCCAUGUCCCUAUCAGAGUCGGGAAAUAUCUUUUGGAUGCAAGGUACGGCAUUUGAGUGUCCAUUUCCACGGCUCAAAUCAGUUCAUUUCAAGGAGAUAUCAUGGUAUCUCAGAGAAGUGGAUUUGAUAAAACUAAUUUUGAAGAAUGCAGAAGAUUUGGAAAUGAUCACUUUUAAAGAUUUCACACCACCGUCGUUGCCAUCCAUAAGUAGGGUACUUACAGCCAGAGAAGAAUUUGGGAUGGUCAUGGGAGCCUCAGAGGAUGAUGAUUAUUACUAAGAGAACACCUCUCUUUUUUCUUGUUGUGUAUCCAGCUGUUUGAGACCGCUUUAUGGAUGAACCAGAUAAACCUGAGUAUUUCGGACUCAGUUACCGCUUUCGGAUUCAAACAUUAUAUCCGGCUAUGUAUCACCACUUUAUUUUCCAGACGAACCUACAAUGCAAUCAAAUA
Messenger RNA from Papaver somniferum (opium poppy), 1435 nucleotides. RefSeq names its product FBD-associated F-box protein At4g10400-like. The record is from RefSeq and is a predicted model, not a curated record. Lineage: Eukaryota; Viridiplantae; Streptophyta; Magnoliopsida; Ranunculales; Papaveraceae. The coding region runs from base 157 to 1263 and encodes 368 amino acids. The transcript is spliced from 3 exons.